UAAUGGAGGAGCAAAUAGCCAGCCUAGCAGGGCUGGUUCACCAUGCAUUGUCUGUGGGAGGAGAUAGUCCAAGAACUCAAGCACAUGCCGGUGAAAGCCCUUGGAAGAAUAGCUCUGUUUCAUCUGAGCCACAUGUGACCAGUGAUGUAACCGAUGUGAUUAGCUCUGCCUCGGGGGCUAUUUUGGCUCCAACCGCAGAAAGUGAGCUGCAGCAGUGCUUGGUGCAAGUGAAGAGCAAUGUGAAUGAACUACGUCUCCAAUUAAAUCAACUCAGACGUUUACAGAUAUCACACCAGCAAACCACCAAGUCUUUGUUGCACUUGGCUAGCCAGGAAUUGCUGUUAUUGAUGUGUGAUGGCUUCACUCAGUCUGAGGAGACCACAUGUGGACCAAGAGCUCAGAUAGGGGAGGAGAGGAUUAAUUACCUUGCUACAGAGGAGAAAAUACUCAAACAGCUCAGUGAACUGGAGGAUUACGUGAACAACUUACAUUCAAACAAUGUUUCCCGACAUGGCCAUUUGCCAAUCAAUCUGAAAGAUGUAGAGGAGGGAGCAGUGAACCUGCGCAAAGUUGGGGAGUCCCUUGCUAUUCUUAAAGGGGAGUUUCCAGAACUGCAAGUAAAGAUGCGUUCGGUGCUCAGGCCGGAAAUGGAUGCAGUUCGUUUUCUGAAGGAGGAGCCUCAUAAAAUGGACUGCAUGUUAAAAAGAGUCAAAGCACUAACUGAAGGUCUCAGCUCUCUACGCAGAUGUGUGUCAGAAGCAAAUCCCUCAUUCAAAGCCACCCAAGUGGACUUACCAAAGGUCUCUGAAGCAGACCAAGAAGGUCUGAUAACCCAGAGUCCUCAGACCUCACCACAACCACAGCCUCGGUCAUCAGUCAGAGCCCCUCAGCCCAUUCCAUCAUCCUCCUCAACUGAGCCUAAGCUCAACUAUGUAGCCUCAGCAUCCCCAGCCACUGUUAGGAUGACCUCAGCUACGGUGAUCCAGGUCCACCAGCACAGUCCACUACUGAACACCACCCAUGGAAGAGACCUACCAACUGUGGCCAAGGUGAGUCCUCGUAGCAGAGAGGGCGGCCCUGCCCUGCAGAAGCGACCGACUCCUCUCCAGUUGAAUAAACUUCACAGAUCAGGCGUGCCAAAAACAACAAAGGGGCGUCACACAGAAAAUCAAAUCCAAACCUCUUUGAAAACCACUGUCAACCCUACCAUGAAAACUGAUGGAGAAAGUCAAGAAGGAAGUCUGACUCAAGAAACCAGGAGUGUGAGCAAGCCAAGGACCCAUCUACCAAACCAGCCCUCUACCAAAAAUGUAGACAAGGUCCUGCAAGAAGCCCAGGCCAGUGUGAUGAAGUCCAUUCCUGAUCUGGAUUUGUCAGAGACCAAAGUGGCUCAUUCAGAUUUGGCCUCUGGAGAGAAAAAAUGCUUUACUUCCAAGAAAAAGAUGGAAAAUCGUCCCGACACACUGCAAGCUCUGUUGUCUGGAACUCGGGAUGAAGAACCAGCACAGCAAAAUCAUGAAGUGGAUUGUUGUCAGUUGAAGCCCUCGGACCACACGUCCACAGAUGGAAAAGCCGAGACGGUCCAGUAUAGAAAAGAAGCAAAGUCCUAAUAGAAGUGGCCAGUCUCCUCCUCCUCUACUAAGAAGGUGUUUCUCGUGCAUCACCUUUGCAACCUCAAAACAAUCAACUCCAUUGUGGAAGUGUCCAUUAUUUUUUCAGAUUGCAUGGAACCGCU
Messenger RNA from Syngnathoides biaculeatus (alligator pipefish), 1735 nucleotides. RefSeq names its product sickle tail protein homolog. The coding region runs from base 3 to 1610 and encodes 535 amino acids. The transcript is spliced from 11 exons. Gene Ontology annotation, cellular component: cytoplasm. The record is from RefSeq and is a predicted model, not a curated record. Lineage: Eukaryota; Metazoa; Chordata; Actinopteri; Syngnathiformes; Syngnathidae.